Cuscuta epithymum is the source of this 1706-nucleotide messenger RNA. Lineage: Eukaryota; Viridiplantae; Streptophyta; Magnoliopsida; Solanales; Convolvulaceae. The record is from the annotation of a GenBank genome assembly.
GCAAUAGCCAGUAGGCUAUAUUCAGUGGCGGAUGGCCUAGUGUUCAAGAGUAUUCAGCUGAACUAUCAAAAAUUUCAAGAAAAUUUUAUCAAAACGACGUCGUUUUGAUGUGUUUUACAAAAAAUUAGAAUAUACACUGUCGUUUAGCUCUUACGCGGCAGUCCAACCUAGCCCAAAUGCCCAAUCCUGAUUUCCUGAAAAUCGGAGCUGCUACUUCUCAUCCUCCAGACCAAGAGUGAAGAACUAAAGAUCUCCGGCUCGAAGGCACUCAAGUAGAGUCCAAGCUCCAGAUUCUCCGGCGACCAGUCCGACGGCCGCCGCGAGUCCGCCGGUUCCGCCCCUGCCGCGCUCACGCUCUGGUCAGUCUGGUGCUUUGUGAGUUGCGUCAGCAGAUCCGCACACAGGACACACCCAAGCGGCCAAGCUCCAGCCUCCGGCCCUCCACUCCUACAGCCUUUAGGCUCCAGAUUCUACUGUUGUACUGCACUACUGCAGUACAAUGGCAAAUAUAAGCAAAAGAGAAUUUGAUGUUCUUGAUCUGUCUGGCCAAAAAUAUUUGGAAUGGAAAGUGGAUGCUUUAGCACAUUUAAAGGCCAACGGUCUGGAAGACACUAUUGAGGCAAAUAAGCCAUCAUCUUCCCAAGACAAAGCGAAAGCUAUCAUUUUCCUCCGUCAUCACCUCCAUGAAAGUCUCAAAUCUGAAUAUCUUUUGAUUGAUGAUCCAAAAGAAUUAUGGGACAAUUUACAAGAGAGGUAUGGCCACCAGCAAAAGGUACUUUUGCCAAAAGCUCAGUAUGACUGGAUCAAUUUAAGAUUCCAAGAUUUUAAAUCAAUCAGUGACUGUAAUUCUGCCAUGUUCCAAAUAACAUCUAAACUAAAGUUAUGCGGACAAAAAGUCACUGAUGCUGAUAUGUUGGAGAAAACCUUUUCUACAAUGCAUAUUUCUAAUAUGCUGCUACAGCAGCAAUAUAGAGAAAAGGGUUUUAAAAAGUACUCCGACUUAAUAUCAAUAUUAUUGGUAGCUGAGCAAAAUAAUGACCUUCUGAUGAAAAAUCAUAAUUUGAGACCCACUGGUUCUAGUCCUUCUGUUUAUGGUGCAUCUGGCCAUCAUUUAGCCACUGAAUCAAAUGCAACAUACAGUGGCAGUAGAAGGCAUUUUAAACGUGGGCAUUUUAAUGGUCAUAAAAACAAGUCACACCGAGAAUACAAACAGGUCGAAAGACCAAAUUUCAAGGGCAAGGGCAAACAAAAAGCCCAUCAAAUAAACCGCCCUCCAAAAUCCUCGGGAAAGUUGACUUGUUAUAAAUGUGGCAUGACGGAGCAUUGGGCUAAUAAAUGUCGCACGGCUAAACAUCUGGUGGAGUUAUUUCAAGCUUCCAUGAAUCUGAACAAAGGCAAAAAUGUGGAAGCUAAUUAUGUUAAUGACACAACUCCACCUCUGCCAAAAUUUGACGUGCCCGACUUCUUUGUGGAUGAUGCCAUUAUGGACGAUGCGUUUGCCAUAAACCAAAAUGUCACAAAAUAAAAUAUUCGACUUCUUAUGUUGUAACAUAUUAGUUUUAUGUACUUUUUCUUUCUUCCUUUUUUAUUUUGUUUUUAAAUAAAUGUGUGUAAUAAAUGUACUUUUAUGUUAAAUAAUAUGCAUAAUUUGUGAUAUCUACAUAUCAAACUUAUGUUUAUUUGUAUAUAUUGAAGAUAUGGAUCAC